Molecule: messenger RNA, 639 nt
Organism: Achroia grisella
Lineage: Eukaryota; Metazoa; Arthropoda; Insecta; Lepidoptera; Pyralidae
Gene: CPR42
Product: larval cuticle protein LCP-17-like
Exons: 5
Coding region: 29-484 (151 amino acids)
Cellular component (GO): chitin-based extracellular matrix
Molecular function (GO): structural constituent of chitin-based larval cuticle
Source: RefSeq, a predicted model, not a curated record
ACUACUCACGAGACACAACUUCACAACAAUGAAGUUCUUUGUCUUAACAACGUGCAUUUGUAUCGUGGCGGCUGCAUACCCACCGAUACAGCCUCCUAGAGUGACACAUUCUCCAGUACCAUCUCCUGUUAAAAGUUCCGGCAGCGAUGUGGACGCACCAGUAUUAAGAUCCGACAUUGAUGUAAAACCUGAUGGAUAUGAUUAUGCGUAUGAAACGGGAAACGGUAUUUCAGCUUCUGCUGUUGGAACUUUGAAGAAUGUCGACAAUAUUGAUGCUCUUGUUUCCCAAGGCUCAUAUCAGUAUGUGGCUCCUGAUGGCACACCAGUAAAUGUACAGUACGUCGCUGAUGAAAAUGGAUACCAACCUAAUAGCGACAUUCUGCCGACUCCACCGCCCAUACCUCCUGCUAUUGCACGUGCUUUGGAGUACCUGGCUGCUCAUCCACCACUAGAAGAAAAAUUACCAACAAAAUAUCAUCUUUAAUGCAAAUAUAUAAAAAAAUAUUAUCAUGAUUAUUUAAUUACGACGACGACAUCGGCCAAAGACUAUUAUGAUUCGAAUUUGGGCAAACUUUAUCUAAUAUUGUGUUAUUUGUUAGUUACAUAUUUACCAGCAUAAUAGAUUUAAACUUAUUGUAA